GAAACAUUGCGGGGCCGAGCGCCAAAUAAAAAAUAGAAAAUACAAGCCACCGCUUCAUCUUCUAACUGUAUCAUCUGCAACAGAAAUUCAAAACAAAAAACUCCAUUACUCAAACCUCUCAUAUAGUAGACUUGAAAAGAAAGAUAUAAAAGAUGCUUCUUUGCGAGCCUUUGAUAGUUGGUCAACCAAUUGCAUCCAAAACCCAAACUAUUUCCCGAACAAGAAACCUUAGCCCUAGCCCUAGCAGCAGAACCAUCACCAACAUCUCCAUGGCCACCGACAGAGCUACGGCUCCACGGCAGCAAAGGAGAAGGACCAUGUCUGCUCUUGAAGCUCGAAUCUCCCUUGUAUUCGCUCUCGCUUCCCAAACAGCUUCUCUCUCACAGCGACUUGUGCUGGAUUUUACGACCGAGGCUGCCAAAUACUUGUUCCCGAAAAGGUUCGAGUCUCGCACUCUUGAGGAAGCUUUGAUGUCAGUUCCGGACCUUGAAACGUUUAAGUUUAGGGUUUUGAGUCGGACAGACCAGUACGAGAUUAGGGAAGUUGAGCCUUACUUUGUAGCAGAGACGUCAAUGCCUGGGAAGACUGGUUUUGAUUUCAAUGGAGCAUCGAAGUCCUUCAAUGUUUUAGCCGAGUACCUGUUUGGUGAGAAUACCAGAAAGGAGAAGAUGGAGAUGACCACUCCAGUGUUUACACGUACUUCUCUAUCUGACGGAGAGAAAAUGGAAAUGACAGCUCCUGUCAUAACAAAGAGGGUGGAAGAUCAAGAUAAGUGGCAGAUGUCUUUUCUCAUGCCCUCAAAGUAUGGUGCUAACUUGCCAUUUCCAAAAGAUCCAUCUGUGAGGAUCAGAGAGGUUCCAAGGAAAAUUGUUGCAGUUGUUGCCUUCUCAGGUUUUGUGACCGAUGAAGACAUUAAACAACGGGAAACUAAAUUACGAGAAGCUCUAAAGAAUGAUAGACAGUUUCAAGUGAAGGAGGGGACUUCAGUGGAAGUUGCCCAGUAUAAUCCACCUUUUACUCUUCCAUUUCAACGUCGUAAUGAGAUUGCAAUAGAAGUCGAAAGCAAAGAGGAAUAGCUCUUAUCAGCCACUUCUCCUGUAAAGUAACUAAAACUUGUAUACCAUUUUGUAUAUACUUGUGUACUAGAAUCUGAUAAAAGUAAUUUUGUAUAGUUAAAUAUUCAUCUUAAUUUGUAACUACAGGGCAUAUUUGUUGGGGGGGAAAAAAAAUUGGAUGAAACAUUUCCAAGUGGAUUAUAAUAUUAUUAUGUAGGAAUCUUUACAUCCAUGGUUA
Messenger RNA from Ziziphus jujuba (common jujube), 1293 nucleotides. Its product is annotated as heme-binding-like protein At3g10130, chloroplastic. Lineage: Eukaryota; Viridiplantae; Streptophyta; Magnoliopsida; Rosales; Rhamnaceae. The coding region runs from base 153 to 1076 and encodes 307 amino acids. The transcript is spliced from 8 exons. The record is from RefSeq and is a predicted model, not a curated record.